Anguilla rostrata (American eel) is the source of this 1669-nucleotide messenger RNA. RefSeq names its product kynurenine formamidase-like. Lineage: Eukaryota; Metazoa; Chordata; Actinopteri; Anguilliformes; Anguillidae. The transcript is spliced from 12 exons. The coding region runs from base 210 to 1076 and encodes 288 amino acids. The record is from RefSeq and is a predicted model, not a curated record. Gene Ontology annotation, molecular function: lipase activity; arylformamidase activity.
CGGCGUGGUACAUGUCCGCACCCCCGAUCACCUCCACCUGGACACAGGGAAGGCGAGGGAAGGGAAGGAGUCACAUGGAGUAGGGGCCAUGCACCUUCCCACCUUCCACCACAGCAGAAAGGAACAAGAGCUUCUUCAGGUCUUGUUGGAGUUCCUGCCUAAGGUUCAGCUUUCUGCCGCUCAGAGCAUAUGUGGCACAGUAGAAGGAAAUGGACCAAAAUGAACUGGAGAGGCAGUAUUCCCCUAGUCAGUGGUCGCACAGGAUGACAGCUGAUGAUGUGAUAAAGGCCCAUGUGGCAUUUGUCAAAGAAGGUACACAGAGGGCUUGUAAUGUGGCUAAAACCAUGCUGGAUGUGCCAUAUGGAAAGGGAGAUGGGGAGAAGAUGGACAUCUACCUGCCCACCACUGGCCCCUCUCAAGGUAUUCCCUUAAUUGUUUAUAUUCAUGGAGGUUACUGGCAGUUUUUCAGCAAAGAGGAGUCAGGUUUCAUUGCAGUGCCUCUGGUACAGAAGGGCGUGGCCGUGGCUGCUGUAGAUUAUGACAUCGCCCCUAACGGUAAUAUGGAUUUGAUGGUAUCUCAGGUGCGGCGUAGCAUUGUGUCCAUUGUUCAGCAGUAUUCCCACAUCAGUGGAGUAUACCUGUGUGGGCACUCUGCAGGAGCUCACCUGGCUGCUAUGGUCCUCUGUACCGAUUGGUCCCAGCACGGCAUUACACCUCAGAUCAAAGGUGCUUUCCUCGUCAGUGGCAUUUACGAUCUUCUUCCCAUCCUCUCCACCUACGUCAACGAACCCCUGAAGAUGACCGAGGAAGUGGCUCUGAGGAAUAGCCCCAGCAGGCUAGUCCCCGAGUUGAAGCGGUCAUCCUCUGCUUGUCACAUUGUGGUUGCUGUGGGGCAGCAUGACUCUCCAGAGUUCUGGAAGCAGUCCGAUAACUUUUUCAAGGCUUUGAAGUCCUCUGGACUAAAGGUGACCUUUGAGGAUGUUCCCAAUAAGGAUCACUUCGAUAUCAUUGAGCAGCUUGUGGAUGAGGACUAUCACCUUACACAGCUCCUGCUCAAGAUGAUAAAGGAAAACUGAAGUGGUCUCACCCUCAUGUGACCGCACAUUUUCAGUUUUUUUCCCCACAAAAAUAUUAGGCAGAUAAUGAUGAUCAAGAUGCAGGCCAUUCUGUGCAUCUUUAUUGCUUAUAAACAGGAGGUUAUUGGCUUUACUUGCUGAUUGAAUAAGAGAGAGGCAAUAGAAAUGGAAAAUUCAGGUCCAGGUAGUAAAAGUCCUCCUCAGUGUUUUGUUCCAAUCACCUGAAUUUGCUAAUUAGCACUAUUCUUCAGCCAGGAGGAAUAAAUGAUUAAUUAAUUCAGUUGACUGAGUUCAUUGGUGGAAGAGACACAUGGCAAGACUGUUACAUUUGAACACCUGGACUUUGCAUAUCUGCACAAUAUCAUAAUAUUUGGUAUCAUGAUCUAAUAUUACUGUGACAUAUGAAAAUGUGUUAAAAGCAAUCAAUAAAUAAAAUACUUGUGCUGAGAAUACCACAAAAAUCUGCAGACACUGUGCCCCCCUUGGGACUCUGUUUGACACCCCUGUUUUAGAGUAUCAUAACGAAGAUAUCCUAUUCACAACCUUUGUGACAUGAUGCAUCAGAAAUAAGAAUGUACAUAAAUGAAUAAAUC